Lindgomyces ingoldianus is the source of this 207-nucleotide messenger RNA. RefSeq lists its product as uncharacterized. Lineage: Eukaryota; Fungi; Ascomycota; Dothideomycetes; Pleosporales; Lindgomycetaceae. The transcript has 4 exons. The record is from RefSeq and is a predicted model, not a curated record. The annotation marks the transcript as partial.
UCGUCUCGUCCUCCGGUACUUAUCCCCGGGUUAGGUACCGGUACUUAUCUUGCAACCCCCUCAGUCGCCGCAGCUCCGGUCUUCCUACAGACGGAGGCGGGUACCAAAUUCUUUUUCAAUUCGAAUCUUCCGCCAUGUGACCCCCAAACAAGUCAAGUGAGGCCAUACUGGCCAGUUCUGGGUAUGAAUGAUGGGUUUUGGAUAUGA